Tupaia belangeri chinensis (Chinese tree shrew) is the source of this 2488-nucleotide messenger RNA. RefSeq names its product centrosomal protein 63 (gene CEP63). The transcript is spliced from 15 exons. Gene Ontology annotation, biological process: centriole replication; de novo centriole assembly involved in multi-ciliated epithelial cell differentiation. The record is from RefSeq and is a predicted model, not a curated record. Gene Ontology annotation, cellular component: centriole. NCBI's taxonomy places the organism in Eukaryota, Metazoa, Chordata, Mammalia, Scandentia, Tupaiidae. The coding region runs from base 1 to 2253 and encodes 750 amino acids.
AUGCGUCUAGACUUUCCUGACCACCCAGUAGUUUGUACAGCAAAGGCAAAUAAAAUGCAUAAUUCUUUCCAUUUUCAGACUACAGUAAUGAGUUCAUGGCCUAACAACCUCCAAAGUUGCCAAAGCAAAGGAGAUUUGGCGAUGGAGGCUUUGUUGGAAGGAAUGCAAAAUCGGGGGCAUGAUGGGGGUUUUCUGACAUCCUGUGAAGCAGAGCUACAGGAGCUCAUGAAGCAGAUUGAUAUAAUGGUGGCUCAUAAGAAAUCCGAGUGGGAAGGGCAGACGCAUGCUCUGGAGACUUGUCUGGAUAUCCGCGAGCAGGAACUCAAGACUCUCAGGAGUCAGUUGGACAUGAAGCACAAAGAGGUUGGAAUGUUGCAUCAGCAGUUAGAAGAACAUGAGAAAAUCAAGCAAGAGAUGGCCAUGGAGUAUAAGCAGGAGCUAAAGAAACUACAGGAGGAAUUAGGCAGACUGAAGAGAAGCUAUGAGAAGCUGCAGAAAAAGCAAAUAAGGGAAUUCAGAGGAAAUACCAGAAAUCACAGGGAGGAUCGGUCUGAAAUCGAGAGGUUAACCGGAAAAAUAGAGGAGUUCCGUCAGAAGUCGCUGGACUGGGAGAAGCAGCGCCUUGUCUAUCAGCAGCAGGUGUCUUCCCUGGAGGCGCAGAGGAAGGCCCUGGCCGAGCAGUCGGAGAUCAUCCAGGCUCAGCUUGCCAAUCGGAAACAGAAAUUAGAGUCUGUGGAGCUGUCCAGCCAGUCGGAAAUUCAGCAUCUGUCCAGUAAGCUGCAGCGGGCCAGCGACACCAUCUGUGCCAACGAGCUGGAGAUAGAGCGCCUCACCAUGAGGGUCAACGACCUGGUGGGGGCCAACGUGGCCGUUCUGCAGGAGCAGCGGCAAAAGGAGGAGAAGUUACGAGAGUCUGAAAAACUAUUAGAGGCUCUGAAAGAAGAAAAGAGAGAAUUGAUGGGAGCUCUUCAGGCCCAAGAAAAUUUCAUCCAUGAGGCAAAGAUGCAGAAAGAGAAGCUACAAGCAAAAUUAAAGGCAGCUGACACUCAACACACAGUCGAAGCCAUACGGCUGCUGGAUGAGGCUCAGACAGAGAGGAAGUACAUGUCCCAAGGGCAGGGGGACAUAGACAGUGUGCUCUCCCAGUUGGAUUUUUCCCACACGAGUGAAGAACUUUUGCGAGCAGAGGUGACUCGUCUUGAAGGCAGUUUGGAAUCUGUGAGUGCGACGUGUAAACAACUGAGCCAAGAACUAAUGGAAAAAUACGAAGAACUGAAGAAGAUGGAAGGACAUAACAAUGAGUACAGGGCAGAGAUUAAGACGCUGAAAGAACAGAUUUUACAGGCUGAGCAGAGUUAUAGUUCCGCACUAGAAGGAAUGAAGAGGGAGAUCUCCCAGCUAACUCGGGAGUUACAUCAGCGAGAUAUCACUAUUGCUUCAGCCAAAGGUUCUUCCUCAGACAUGGAGAAGCGACUACAGGCAGAGAUGCAAAAGGCAGAAGAAAAAGCAGUAGAGCAUAAGGAGAUUUUGGGUCAGCUGGAAUCACUCCAAUUAGAAAAUCGUCGCCUUUCUGAAAUGGUGAUGAAACUGGAAUUGGGUUUACAUGAGGCCAAAGAGAUUUCACUAGCAGACCUCCAGGAGAAUUAUAUUGAGGCAUUAAAUAAAUUAGUGUCUGAAAAUCAACAACUACAGAAAGAUUUGAUGGAUACCAAAUCUCAGCUGGAGAUUUCUACUCAGAUGUGCAAAAAAAAAAAUGACAGGAUCUUUAAACCAACACACUGCAGAACAGCUGACUUCAAGAAUACCGAGUUCAAGCCAACCCAUGGCCAGCACAGACGUGAUGGAAUAAAGACUGGGCACUACAAAACAGGUCUUCAUUCUCCCAGAGGACACGCAUUGGAUAGUAUAGACCCCAUAUCCAGGGUCCUCAGCCCCUUGAGUCCUCAAGGCAGCCCUUGCAGCUCCACCGUUUCCUUGCCUUCCUACUUUCUGGAUAAAACUCACUUCUUGCCGUCAGUGGUAGAUAUGAAUGAAGCCAACUUUUCUGACACUGUGUCUGAGAGUCUGAAUGACCAAGAAGAGUUUAUGUCUUCGUGUUCCUUGCCUGUGUCUCCCCUUGGUUCAGUAGCCACCAGAUUUUUGGAAGAAGAGGAAGUGAGGUCUCAUCAUAUUCUAGAGCGCCUGGAUGCCCAUAUUGAAGAGCUAAAAAGAGAGAGUGAAAAGACAGUGAGACAGUUCACAGCCCUAAAGUAGCUGCUUUAAAGAUCACAAAUGUGGAAAUAAAAAUAAACACUGAAGAGCUACUGUCAUCUGAAGUAGCAGCUCUUUACAAACACGACCAUAUAAAUUAUAAAGAUGAUGCACCCUAAAGUAGCAGUGAAGAAGUCUGAGAAGCCGGUCCUCCGCCCAGGCGUGUUUUCUGAACUGGUUGGUUUGAAGGACUUCUUCCAGUGAUAUCUUGUGAGAAUAAACCACUUUGCUAGAUUUU